This is a messenger RNA of Daldinia loculata, 1451 nucleotides long. RefSeq lists its product as uncharacterized. NCBI's taxonomy places the organism in Eukaryota, Fungi, Ascomycota, Sordariomycetes, Xylariales, Hypoxylaceae. The coding region runs from base 295 to 1083 and encodes 262 amino acids. The record is from RefSeq and is a predicted model, not a curated record. The transcript is spliced from 2 exons.
AGUCGAUCUAUAUGCGGAGCUUCGUACUUUUUAGAAGAGCCAGUCUAAAAUUCAGUCUCAGUUCGUAAUCGUGACGCGCUCUAACCAUCAACGACGUCAUAAUAUUGAACAGCCAUCUCAUAGACCAACAACCUCUCCCAAACCAGUUCUAUGAUGAUAUCUGUGAAACAAACCUACCUAGGCUAAGCUAAUAAUCCCAAGUGGCGGGGCAAUAAGUAGUAGACAUGAUGAACCAUGAUGAACCAACUUUGCCGCACGUAGCGAUUGGUCUAGUCGAUAUAAAGACGAGGAGCUAUGCUUAAAAAGACUAUCAUCUCCCACCGAGCUUUACUCAGACCCAUCAGUAGAAGAAAUCAUCUCGGAAAACCAACAGAUCAACCAUAUAUUUCAACAUCUACUCAACCCUCACAGCAACGUGUUGGAAAUAUUGCCUUCAACCACCAACCCCCACGCAAGAUGUCGUCGUUCUCAAAUACGAAUACCGGUAACAAGCCGUCUGGACCUUACUAUGAGAAGAAUAUCGACAAAGAUGUAUCCCUAAAAGAGAAGGUUGAGAAUCUAACUAAAUUCGUGUCGUCGUUCAAGUUCGGCAUGAUGACGACGCGAGACCCCUCGAGCGGAAAGCUGGUCUCUCGAUGCAUGGCCGUCGCAGGAAAGGAAGGCGGUGAUAUCGACCUAACCUUCACGACAAACACGGAAUCGCACAAGACGGACGAGUUGAGCGCGGACAAGCACACCAAUAUCUCAUUCUACGACAACUCGGGCCAAUGGGCCUCAAUCGCGGGCGAGGCGAGCAUCGAGACAGACCGGGAGGUCGUGAAGAAGUAUUACAGCCCGACGCUCAAGGCUUGGAUGGGAGACCUAGGUGACGGCGUUCAUGACGGAAGCGAGAACGAUCCGCGCAUUGCUGUGCUAAAAGUCAAGACCAGUUCCAUCACAUAUGCUGUUACAGAUAAGACGGUAAUAGGCAGGGCUGCUGAGGUCGCCAAGGGUACCGUCACGGGCGAACCGGCUGGUGUUAAUAAGUUGAGAGAGAUUAGUGAGAGUGAGAUCCAGCAGUGGAGGGCCACUGCUUCAAAAUAGGCUCGGACUCGAGAUUGGGAAUGCGAGGUAUCCGCAAUCUAUUAUAGCCUCAGUAUAGUCGAACCUUAUGAAGUUGAAAUCUAAUGAGAUCUUUUUUUUAUUUCAACGUCGAUCAGAUACCGUAGACUUUCGAUGAUGCAGUAGUAAGCAAACUGGCGGUCUGUUUAACUUUAUAAUACGCCUUUAUGAUGAUAAUAGAAGUUGAUGUUAUUAAUGGCCACGGUUGUGAUAAUAGGGAAAAUAUGUCAAAAACACUACCAUCAGCCGGGCCACCCAUACAAUUGAUCUUCCAUUCUGCCGGAGGAGAUUCUCAAAGCAGCAAGUGUAUUCGGGGCUGACGGCGUUUCGGAGGUGCGAAAUUUAAUUUG